Chroicocephalus ridibundus (black-headed gull) is the source of this 1832-nucleotide messenger RNA. It is a transcript of the gene FADS6, whose product is annotated as fatty acid desaturase 6. Gene Ontology annotation, cellular component: membrane. The record is from RefSeq and is a predicted model, not a curated record. Gene Ontology annotation, biological process: lipid metabolic process. Gene Ontology annotation, molecular function: oxidoreductase activity, acting on paired donors, with oxidation of a pair of donors resulting in the reduction of molecular oxygen to two molecules of water. Lineage: Eukaryota; Metazoa; Chordata; Aves; Charadriiformes; Laridae. Bases 110 to 1336 code for a protein of 408 amino acids. The transcript is spliced from 7 exons.
CCUUCUCCAAAUCGCUGCUGCUCGGCACCGGCGUGCGGUGUCGCACGGGCUGGCCGCCCGCCCCGAGAGGGCCGGCGUGGGGAGAGGCGCCGCGGCGGGGCCGGCGGAGAUGCCGCUGGAGGAUGGGGACCCGGCGAGGUGGAGGGGACAGCAGGUCAACGGCGAGGUGAGCGGGACCCCCCACCCCCGGGGGACGGGGGACCCCCCUCCCCGGGGCACAGCAGCUCCCGACGGCAGCAGGAGGGAGGCGAUGGCAGAGGACUGGGAGCCGGGGCCAGCGCUGGGUGACAGGGACGUGACGCCCGGGGGGGUCCUGCAGCGAGCGGGGCAGGAGCCGGGCCGGCGUGAGGAAGCCUUGAUGGCCGAGCUCUCGGAGCUGGUGCAGAAGGUGGUGAAGAGCAGCAGCUGGUGGGAACGGCACGGUGUGGACAUCAGCAUCCUCGCCUGCAGCUUCCUCCUGCUCCCGGCAGGGUUCCUGUGCCUGCGGUCAGCCCAGGCCAUCCCUUUCCUGGCGGGUGUCCUCACCCUCGGCGUGGUGCAUCACACCCUGACCGUGAAGGGCAGCCACCUGGCCAGCCACAAUGCCUUGACUGAGUCCAAGUCCUGGGGCAAAGUGUGGGCCGUCUUCUUCAUCGAGCUCUGCUCAGCCUUCACAGCCGAGCAGGCCACCUACAACCAUGUGAAGAUCCACCAUGGCUACACCAAUGUCAUCGGCCUGGGGGACUCCAGCACCUGGAAGCUUCCUUUCCUGAACCGCUACGUCUACAUGUUCAUCGCUCCUCUCGCGGUGCCCAUCAUAACCCCUCUGGUUGCUCUUGAUUUGUUGAGGAACGUGGAGUGGAAAGCAGCUCUCCGGACCCUCUGCUGCAUGUUUCUGGGUCUUUACUGCCAUUACUGGCUGCUUCUCAACGUCUCGGGCUUCCAGUCGCCGUGGUCUGCCCUGCUCUGCAUGCUGCUCACCCGCUCCCUCCUGGCCCAUCCCUACAUCCACGUCAACAUAUUCCAGCACAUCGGCCUCCCCAUGUUCGCGGCCGAUCGGAAACCCAAGCGGAUCCACCUCAUGAGCCUGGGCGUCCUCAACCUGCCCCGCAACGCCCUGCUCGACUGGUCCUUCGGCCACUCGCUCAUCAGCUGCCACGUGGAGCAUCACCUCUUCCCCAGCCUCUCCGACAACAUGUGCCUGAAGAUCAAACCCGUCGUCUCCCAGUACCUGAAGCAGAAGAAGCUGCCGUACAACGAGGACACCUACGCCUCCAGGCUCCGGCUCUUCCUGCAGAGAUACGAGGAGCUGAUGGUCCACGCUCCCCCCAUAACGGAGCUGGUGGGCAUCCAGUGAGGACGGGGCCCCAGGACUCGGGGGGGCUGUUUCCCACAGGGCACUCGCAGCAGGGACGGUUUCAGCAGGACGGGGGGGGGACGGACACACGCCUCCAUAAAGCCAGCGCGUAGGAAAUGUCUCUCCCCGAUGUCUUGCUUUUGGCUAGACCGUGAUGCAUGGAGCCACCGCAGGAGGAGAGCUGGGCCGUGCAAUGCUGGGGACAGAAAAAGGGGUGUCCCUCCCCCAAGUUAUUCCCAGCCAGGGCUUAAUUUUAUCCACUCUGCUUUCACGCUUGGGGAGAGGAACUCCCCGUCUGCUGGCUGGGGCCUCCCUGCAGCAGGUCCGGGGGGAUGCGGCUGGGAAUGCGGCACCAUGUCCGGGGCAUCCAGAGCCGGUUCCCGGCUGAAAGGUGCCGGGAUCUGUAGGAUGGGGCUGCAAAAGUGUGGUCGGGGGCUCAGGGAAGGGGUGGAUCGCGAGGGAGGGGGCUGUGUCACUGCUGCCUGCGCUUUGCCUG